GAAUAUCCGGUUGUCGUGCUAACCUAAGUUAGCUUGCAGCUAAGCACCAGGUUGGUUGGUUGUUUGCAGCAGUUUUAUUUCGUCGGGCUAAAGUCCACAGCUGGUCGGAUCAUCGGGCUGAGACACGUCACUGCGGACAUGACUAAGCACGAGUUUGAGGUGGCCAUGACGUGUGAGGGAUGCUCGGGAGCCGUGACCAGGAUCCUGAACAAGCUGGGAGAUGUGAAGUUUGAAAUUGACCUGCCGAAGAAGCUGGUUUGGAUCGAGUCUGACAAAGAUGUGGACGUUCUCAUGACGGCGCUGCAGAAAUCCGGAAAGGAGGUCAAAUACAACGGCACUAAAUGAAGGACCUGCUUCACCAGAGCAGAAAUCAUUGCUGCCGCUGCAAAGUGAAGAUUUAAGCUGAAAUUCAAGUUAAAGUUAGGAGUCUGAUGGACCCUCAGUGAGUCUCCACAGAUGCCAACCCCCCCCCGUCCAGCUGUUACGCACAAACGACCCCCCCUCUGUGGAUGCAGACAGGAAACGUCUCUCCUGACAUCCUUCAAGUUGGAACAUCCUCCUCCAACACACCUGCUGAAUGUAAUCCUUUCCAAACCUUCCAGCUAUGAAUUAAAAAGGAGGUGCCCCUGAGAUUUAGUUACAGGUACAUGAUGAUGAUGAUGAUGAUGAUGAUGAUGAUGAUGUGGCCUCCAUUCCUUAGGGUAAAACAUGAAACCUACUGGAUGUUUGCCUGAACCUGUAGCCUGUAUUAUUAUUAAAGUUGGAUUUAAUACACGAAACAACCUUUGAAGCUCCCUGUAUGAAGAUAUUUGUAGUUCUGCACCCUGUGGGGGGGUGGGGGGGGUCAUCUGCUGCACCACCCUCUCUUUGCUUCACCUCAGUCUACCCCACAGUCACUCAGCCAAACACUGCAGCUCACACACUUCAUGUUUAGUCAGAUUUAUUGCCUGUUCUGUGGUGGUUUUGGGAUUUAGGAAUUCUCCGGAGCGUUCAUCACUUGUUGGUCUGGAUAAUGAUGCAGGGGAAAAUAAAAUCAGUUCUGCCUUCAGUACA
Molecule: messenger RNA, 1053 nt
Organism: Archocentrus centrarchus (flier cichlid)
Lineage: Eukaryota; Metazoa; Chordata; Actinopteri; Cichliformes; Cichlidae
Gene: atox1
Product: antioxidant 1 copper chaperone
Exons: 4
Coding region: 139-345 (68 amino acids)
Biological process (GO): copper ion transport
Cellular component (GO): cytosol
Molecular function (GO): copper chaperone activity; metal ion binding
Source: RefSeq, a predicted model, not a curated record